This is a messenger RNA of Psammomys obesus (fat sand rat), 5289 nucleotides long. It is a transcript of the gene Tp53inp1, whose product is annotated as tumor protein p53 inducible nuclear protein 1. The coding region runs from base 238 to 954 and encodes 238 amino acids. NCBI's taxonomy places the organism in Eukaryota, Metazoa, Chordata, Mammalia, Rodentia, Muridae. The transcript has 4 exons. Gene Ontology annotation, biological process: autophagosome assembly; positive regulation of DNA-templated transcription. Gene Ontology annotation, cellular component: autophagosome; nucleus. The record is from RefSeq and is a predicted model, not a curated record.
GCCGCCAGGGCAGCGACCGCAACGCCGGAGCCGGAGCCGGAGCCGGGGCCGCCGCAGCUACCUCAGCGUCCGCCGCUCCGCUCGGCUCACGGAUGAUGAAUCUUCUUGCUCUUCACUGAAGUUGAAGAAACACUGUGCACUUUAAUCUUCUGUCUGUGCCAUCAGGCCAACUGAAGACCGGGUUUCAGAAUCUCAGCUAUAAAGAUAACCAGCCAAAGUCUCAAUCUUGCCUUAACAAUGUUUCAGAGACUGAAUAAAAUGUUUGUAGGUGAGGUCACUACUUCUUCCAACCCAGAACCAGAAUUUAGUGAGAAAGAAGAUGAUGAGUGGAUUCUUGUUGACUUCAUAGAUACUUGCACUGGUUUCUCAGCAGAGGAAGAAGAGGAAGAUGACAUCAGCAAAGAGUCCCCAGCAGAACACACUUCAGUCUUCUCCUGUUUACCUGCAUCUUUGGAGUGCUUGGCUGACACCAGUGAUUCCUGCUUCCUACAGUUUGAGUCCUGUCCAAUAGAAGAGAGUUGGUUCAUCACCCCUCCCCCCUGUUUUACAGCAGGUGGAGUAACCACUAUCAAGGUGGAAACAAGUCCUAUGGAAAACCUUCUCAUUGAACAUCCCAGCAUGUCUGUCUAUGCUGUGCACAACUCCUGUCCUGGUCUCAGUGAGGCCAGCUGUGGGAAUGAUGAAUAUAACUCAAGUGGUCCCAGAAUAGAAGCCCAAAGUGAAAUGGAAAAACACAUUCACUGCUGUGUUGCAGCACUUGCUGCUCAGGCAACAUUUUUGGAACAACCCAAGAGCUUCCGCCCUUCCCAGUGGAUAAAAGGACACAGUGAAAGACAGUCUCUAAACAGAAAUGGCCUUCGUCGCCAGAACCUUACCAGGGAUUGCCACACUCGACAAAUCAAGCACAGUGGCUGGGUGGUUCAGCAGCCCUGUCCACGCCAGUACAAUUACUGAGAAGGUUGAGUUCUGCUGGUUGGUUUCCUUGGGUUUGCGCAUAUGUGUGCAUACAAUGAAAAUGCUGUCUUCUUCCAGCCACCUGAAGACCAAUUGCCUAGUGUAUCACUGUGUUUAGGCACUAUCACAACCAGAUUUUUGUGCUGUAUACCACAAAAUGCCUUGCUCCUGACAAUUACUUUUUAAAAAACCUUUUCAGAAUACUUUUGGAAACAUAUCAGUACAGUUACAGUGUUUGGGGUUGUCUUUAAGUGCAGUAAGGUGUAUAUAUAUAUAUGAGUUAGUCAGCAUCUUUUCAAUUUCAUUUAUUUUGUAUUAUUUAAUCUUUUGUGUAAGCAAAAAUUUAUUCUCAGGGUCAGUCAUAUACUUUAUUGACCAGUACUUGACAGUCUUUUUCUGUAUACAAUGAGUACAUUUUUACACACUAACAUGAGCAUUAACAGGUGAUUAUUGCCAUGGAUAUAAUGGAAUUAAUGGCUGAGCUUAACUUUUGAAAGAAAACUUGACAUAUUUCUGUAUGUAUGGUUCUUUCCUCCCCCCCCCCCCCCCCCAGAUUAGUCAUUGCAGUUCAUUGUGGAAUUCAGGUACAUUAACUCUGGUGAACAAUACAUUAAGUAAUUCUGAUAUGACUCCACGAAAGGUACAGGUACUUAUUACAGCUGUCAUGGACAAAAGCACUUGUCUACUAUGCAAAGGGAAAAAUUAAAGCUGUGAGAGGAUGUCUGGAAUCUGUAGGUAGCCCACAGAGCAGUCAGUAUUUGGAGCAGUCAGUGUCUACAGUCUUAACUGCCAGCUUAGCUGGCAAUGCACACGUGCUCACCCAGGCACACUCAGUGACUUCAUGCUCAUGUCUGCCCUAAGAAAGUGAGAGAUAAGAGUGGUGACUCCUUAGAUAUGGAUUUGUCCUCCCAAGUGAAAGAAUUGGAGACAUGGGACUUCUGGAGGCAUCUGUUUAUAAAAUGAAGCUGAUGGGUUAAUUCCACAAGCUUUCAUUUUUUAACUUCACAGUAUCUUUAACCACUUUGGCCUGUUUCCUCCACAGCAGGGUAGUAAUAACACUUACCUCCCUCACAGAGUUGUGGGAUUAUAUACUGAUUGGAAGUGGGGCUGUCCAAACUGAACUUUGGGUGAACUUCCAGGGCCUUUCUAUUGAACCUCAUGGUGGGAGACUAUGGCACUUUUUUUGCCAUGAUGAUUCUUUAGGGUUGGUGCUAAUGAGGCCAGGGUACAGGGUUCCACUCAUGGGCCAGUUAACGUGAUGCAGAGGAAAGUUCAUUUUCUUACCUCGAACUGGCUACUUUUGCAAACCAGUUUUGAUGGAUUUUGAUGAGCCAUCCAUAAUUGCAACCAACUUUCUGGAAAAUUAAAAACUAUUUACAGCUUAUAGCACAUUCUACUGAAAAUAAUACCAUUGCCUGUGUAAUCAAACAGCUCAUUUUCCUAUCCCCUCUGCAACCCUCGUUAAACACUUGUUCGUGAAAUAGUAUCAAGGGAAAAAGCAGCAUACUGUUAUGUGAAGUAUUACCCUGUAGCAGCUGCAGGGAACCCUGGGAGACUUUCAGGGAGGAGCAGGGCUCUUGGAUGAGGCUGAGCAUUUAGAGCUGAGUCAGAUGGUGAGGGGUGUCUCUUUAAAACAGGAAUCUAGAGUUCUCUUUUUCCUUACGCAUUUUCCAUAUCAGCUUCCCCUUUUAUUUAUUUGUUUUCUAGUUAAGGGGCCAAGUCUGUAAAGUCUGUCAAACUGGGAAGUUAUUUGUUACUUUAUGUGUUCAUGGAGGUGUGCAUGUUUUACAUGUUUGUUAUAGGGUCAUAUAUUGGUAACUUGAAACUAGACCAGCUAUGUGUCUUUUGGACCCAAGUUCUGAAUACAUGUAGCCUUCCUCCUGCUCCCUUACAUCACAAGUAAACUGUGUCUCAUAAGCUGGAAGUUCAGCCAUCAGAAUUUAUUUGGUCGGCAUGAACUGGUUUGUAUAUUAAACUGCAGCGCUUUGUUUUUGUUUUUUUUUUUAAACAAAAUUUUGACCCAAAUUUGUUCAUCCCUUAAGUACAUCUACAUCUCUUUCAGUUACUGACUUUUCAUUUGCCUUGUGCCUACUGUUUUUGUCUGGUCCCUGAAAACCAGCAAACAUUAUUACUAAGAUUUUUUUUUUUUAGGGUUAAGAUUACCAUAACACCUACAGUAGGUGGCACAUGGUGAAUUCUGUGUAAGAAUCUAAAGUUUAUGUCUAAAAUUGGCACAUGUAACAAUUGAAAAAGGUUACACAACUCAAGUUUUUGGUCAUUAAGUGUUUUGUUAGGCAAUUACUGUGUGUCUAAUAAUACAAAACAAUUUUAACCUGUUAAAUAUUUUUUUGAAACAUGGCCAAAAUGCAUUUUAUGAGUUGAGUACUCUAUCAUCAUUUUGCUAUUGUAAACUACUAGUAGUUUACAGUGUACUUCAGAGCAUUAAAAGUAUAAGCAGUAAGAAGACCCCAAGAGUUGGGCAAGUAGCUUAGUGGUAGAGGACUUGCAUUUGCAAAGUCCUGUGUUCCAUCCCCAGCACUGUAAAAAAACAAAAACAAAGAAGCAAAACUCUAGAAUUUAGUAGCACCAACCAUUUCUCAACUGAUAGCCUAGAAUGUUGCUUACAAAGUCUAGGAUACACGGCGUGCAUCAGCCAUACAUUUGGAGUAUGUGUUUCCUGAGUUAUAUUCUGCACUGUAUAUAGAUGCUCGUUCACCAUAUUUAUCUUUUGUGGCAAUUUGUAUUUGUAUGGUUGUGUAGGUGGGAAACUUUUUGCAGAGAUACAAAAAGGUUGACUUUUUACUUCCCACUGCAGGAAGUUUAAAAACAAAGCAUUAACUUUCUGUACUUUUUUUUUUUUUCUAAUUUCCACGCAGAUUGCUUUUGCUUUAUUAGUUCUUUGGUUCUAGCAAUAAGAGUAUGCUUGCUUAAAAGUUGCAAGGACUCAUGUGCCUGCCUGUUGUUUUCGCUUCUCAAAUCUGUAUGGAUUUGCAGCCUUCAUUUUUGUUAAAAUCUGAAUUGAUUUGCUGUUUUACUCCAUCCUCACAGAGGCAUACAGUCUUUGUAUACUCUUUAAAAAGAACAAAAAGUAAGGGAGGUUAUCUCCUUUAUCUUCAUUUUGAGUUUGAAACAAAAGUUAUGAAGGACUACAACCAGAAGAUAAGACAUUUAAAUAGACUAGUGGGAAAAGUGUCUACCUUUUUUUUUUUCUUUUUCUGUUUUAGAAACACUUAAGAGACUGCUCCUUGUACUGGGAGAUACUAGUAUAUAUGCGCCUUGGAAUUAUUCUUUUGUAAGGCCUGUAGAAACUAUUAGUUUUAAAGAAGUCUUUUAAAGUUAGGUGGUUUCAUGCCAUCAGCCUCUGAUGUAUUAUAAAUGGCAACCCUACCUACCUAAUUCUAAUGCUGAAACUUUUUACAUGAAUGCUUGCCUAUUUAACAAAUCCACACACGACAGUGUUGUCUACUUUGUCGUAGUCCAGUUUCUCUUGAAAUGUGACACAACUCAAGUGGCUUAGGUGCAGAGAGACACCAGAAAUUAGAUGCAGAAAGGCAUAGGUUGCAGAGGCACCAGGAAAAGUGUCUUUUCUUACUGGCAACAGUAUCCUGGAUGUGGAAGAGAAGGUACUAUUCAGAGGAAGGCAGCUUAAAUGGAUGAUGUUCUGUGUAUAAGUUUCCUUGUGCUAUUGAAAAUGUUUCUAAUUGUUAAACGCCUAAUUUGGCUCUAUACUUGCCUGACAUUUUACUAUUGUUUUCUAGGUGGACUUGUAAAAACCAAAUGAGGUUAGAUGUGUGUAUUUGGGGUCUCAGGUGUGUGUGUGAUUUUGUUUUCCUACAGCAGUUUUAAACUUUAGUCAAUAAUUAUGUGUGUUAUUUUUAAGAAGUGGCUUUAUUUUUCCUCUAGUAAAAUUGUGAACACAUUUGCCUUCUGGGGGCGGGGUAUGAGCUAUGGAUACUGAAAAGUACUGUAGGUUAUACUAUGUGCCUUCAUAAUGUGUUUAUGGCACAAUUUUUUUCUCUCUCAACAACUUGAAACUUAAAAGGGACAUUUUGGUUAGGUUAUAUAUACUGUACAUCAAUCUAUGCAUAAACGGCAGCUUGUUUUCUUGAGCCACUAAUUGUUUUUCUGUUUUUAUAAAUUUUUUUAUACUGAUUGGGUCAGAGAUGGUCAGUUUUAUACAUAAUAAACAGCACAGCAUUUUGCCAAAAACACGUAGCAUUGCUUAAACAUUGUGUAUUAACACCAAUUCUUUGUAAUGGGUUCAGUAGUGCAUUUUGCACUGCCCUGAGUUACAUUUUUUUAAUCUGUCAGUAAAUAAAAUGUCCUUUAACUUAA